Molecule: messenger RNA, 2044 nt
Organism: Plectropomus leopardus (leopard coralgrouper)
Lineage: Eukaryota; Metazoa; Chordata; Actinopteri; Perciformes; Serranidae
Product: cytoplasmic phosphatidylinositol transfer protein 1
Biological process (GO): phospholipid transport
Cellular component (GO): cytoplasm
Molecular function (GO): phosphatidylinositol transfer activity; phosphatidylinositol binding
Source: RefSeq, a predicted model, not a curated record
AUUAAGUGAAUUUAAAGAGCUCAAUGGCCUCGUUGCAUUGAACAAAUGAUUUCAAUUAAAUGAUUGACUUGCAGGAUCGCCCCCAAGACUGAAGCCCGACAACCUACACCUUCCUCUGUGUUGCCAUCAUCAUUGUGCAAGGACUAUGUUGAUGAAGGAGUACCGCAUCUGCAUGCCUCUCACAGUGGAGGAGUACCGGAUUGGCCAGCUCUAUAUGAUCAGUAAACACAGUCAUGAACAGAGUGAACGUGGGGAGGGAGUGGAGGUGGUGCAGAACGAGCCGUAUGAGGACCCUGAGCACGGAUCGGGACAGUUCACUGAGAAACGAAUCUACCUCAACAACAAGCUGCCCAGCUGGGCUAGAGCAGUGGUUCCUAAAAUUUUCUAUGUCACAGAGAGCUGGAACUAUUACCCGUACACGAUCACAGAGUACACAUGCUCCUUCCUGCCCAAGUUUUCCAUCCACAUAGAGACCAAAUACGAGGACAACAAAGGGAGCAAUGAUAAUAUCUUUGGUAGCGAGGCCAGAGAGGAGGAAACAGAGACGUGUUUCGUGGACAUCGUCUACGAUGAGAUCCCCGAGCGCCACUAUAAGGAGUCGGAGGACCUGCGGUAUUUUAAAUCUAAGAAGACUAACCGAGGCCUCCUGCAGGAAGGAUGGAUCGACAACCAGGACCCCAUCAUGUGCUCCUACAAACUGGUCACAGUCAAGUUUGAAGUCUGGGGCCUGCAAACACGUGUGGAGCAGUUUGUACACAAGGUGAUUCGAGAUGUCCUGCUUUUAGGACACAGGCAGGCCUUUGCCUGGGUAGACGAGUGGAUCGACAUGACCAUGGAGGAAGUCCGCGAGUACGAGCGUGCCACACAAGAAGCCACCAAUCUGAAGAUCGGCACCUUCCCGCCUGCCAUAUCCAUCUCAGAGACCCCUCUGCCGCCCAGCACCCGCAGCGGCCCAAACAGCGCCCCCUCCACUCCCCUCUCCACAGAGGCCCCAGAGUUCCUGUCAGUGCCGAAGGAGCGCCCCAGGAAGAAGUCAGCUCCGGAGACCUUAACCCUGCCGGACCCGGGACGCAGAGAUUCACUCUUCAAACUGCCCAGCUUUUUCUCCUGGAACUCCAGUCCGCAGCCCGAAUGAGAGCGAGGCCGCGCCACUGGUGAACGCCCUCGACCCGUGGAUCAGCAGAGGAUGCCUGCCCAGCACAUCCCACAAUGCCCCCUCAGCCAGCUGAAGUGAAGGAGACUUCUCACUGUCCCCCUCAGCAGACUCGCCGGUGUUACAGCAGCCGCUCUCAGACUGCCUUCACAGACACAGGCAGCCUGAUCUCUGUAGCAAAAAGUCCCGCGAGGUGUAACGGUGUAGUGCGUCCCAUUGAGAGUCAAAAAAAGCAGCUGGAGGCUCCUCAUUCUCCUCAGAAAACAGCCAGCGUACGACAAUAUUAGUCAGAUUAAGUGUAGCGUACAUUCCUGUUUUUUUUCCCCACGCCUUGCUUUUCCGUGUUGACAGAUAUGUUGCACAUAAUGUACAUUUUUUUUCUGCUUUACCUUUAAGCAUCGGAGUCUCUAGCUUUGGAGCUUGUGGUUUGACGUAUCUAUUUAUGUGGUUGGGACUUUUUGACAGGUUCUUUUUGGCCACUGUAUCAGUUGAGUAUUCUGGUUUCCACAGUCAGGUGUAAGGUGAUUGUGUAUUCAUGUAUAUACUGUAUGAAUAUUAUUUAACAGGUGAAGAUAUAAUCAUAUCCAGUGACGCUGCUGCUAUGAAACUGCUCUUGUGUAUUUUAAAGGACAGAACUCUCUCUCCUCUUUAAAUGUUUAUUAUAGUGAAAUCUGUCAACGUCUGUAAAUGACUCGCAUGAUUUGAACUGCAGAGGCUGCUUUUAAAUAUUAAAUGUUUCUUCUCGGCCUCAGACUUGAUGUUGUUUUCACGGGCUGGUUAUGUGGUUUGCAUGUUGUUUUGCUGCAUUAUUCAUUUCAGCUGUAUUUAUUUUUAGUCACACUGUUGAUGGGUUUUGUAUUCAGUAAAUUGAAUUAAAUUAAAUCCUGUUAU